UGACGAGAAGAGGCUCUGGGGAUGCAACCUGGACAACACGAAGAGGCUCUGGGGAUGCAACCAGAACAACACGAAGGGGCUCUGGGGAUGCAACCAGGACGACGCGCAGGGGUUCUGAGGAUGCAACCAGGACGACGAGAAGAGGCUCUGGGGAUGCAACCAGGACUCCUAGAACCCUCACUAGGAAGCCAACUGAGAAGACUGAAACCAGUGCUGCGGAGGUAACAAAGGCCCCUACAUCUGUUGUCUGCAGAGCUUCUAGUAUGGUGUUGGAGCUGCCUAAGGAACCUCUAAAACGUGUCCUGUUUCUAGAUAAAUCCAACCAGUGGGUAGCUGUCAUUGAUGCUCCUGAGUACUGCAACUACACCUUGUCUCAGGGAAUCGGAAGGAACUUCUUCAUAACGCCCUACACAGCCUGUGAUGUCAGGAUACUGAAUAAAAACUAUGUUUUGAAGCUAUGGUAUCUGACAACUGGUGGAGAAAAAGGGUAUGUGCUGAUGAAAUGUCCCACUAGUGCUGGAGAACCAACAAUAUCGCCACUCCCUCCCUUUGGGGUGUCUGUCAUCUGCAGUGAUACUUGCAUGACAGUGGAGCUUCCUGGGGGACUUCUAGAAGAUAUCCAAUUAAUGGAUGAAUCCAAUAACUUGGUAGCUGUUGCCAGUGCUCCCAAGACUUGUGGCUACAGUUUGGUGAGAGGGAACGACAAGAACAUCUUGACUGCCCCCUACAAUGCCUGUAAUGUCAAGAUACUGAACAACUUCUAUAUCCUGAGAGUCCUUUACACCACUCUUACUGGGCAGCAUGGAGAUAUACAUGCCAAGUGUCCUGUUCCUGGUCUAGUACCACGUGAGGGUUGCAAGAUACCAAGAAGUCAGCAGGUUGCUUGUGGUCCACCUAAUGCUGAUCCACAACUGUGUGUGGCCAAUGGAUGUUGUGUGGAUGCAACAACUUCCCAGUGUUACUAUCCUUUGGAUGCAUGCACAGCAGAUGGGCAUUUUGUAUUUGCAGUUUACCGCACCUCAACCAAGCCUGAAAUAGAUCCUGGUAGUCUAGUAAUUUCAGGAAACCAAUCCUGUGCCCCUGUAAUCUGUACUCCAGACUUUGCUAUCUUCAAAUUCCCAGUGACUGGCUGUGGGACACAUGUCUUUAUGGUGGCAGAGACUACAAUCUAUCUUGCUGAAGUUCAUGGCAUGGUUCGAGGGACCGGGCAGGUGUAUGGAGAAAUUACCAGAGACAGCUCUUACCGCCUCCAGGUGGAAUGUCGCUAUUCUAAAGGAAGUUUGGCCAGCACUGGUUACUUGGUGGUGAACCCACCGCCUCCAUCAGCCACCUUGGCUUUUGGCUCACUUGGGGUUAGGUUAAGGAUUGCCACAGAUGCCAGCUACACAACUUUCCACCCACUGUCCCAUCUGCCCCUGAGCUUCUUACUUGGAAGCAAGGUGUAUCUGGAAGUGCAGCUUAUGAACCCUCCUGACCCCAAUGUAGUUCUGCUGGUCCACUACUGCAUCGCCUAUCCCCAGUCCUCUCAAGCUGCCUGGGUGAUCCUCUAUGAAGGUUGUCCAAACAUCCUGGAUUACAGCAGUGCUGCUGGCCUCCAUGUCGAAUACGAUAACAUGCCUGUAUCCAAGCACACUCGACGCUUUGAAAUACAAAGCUUCCAGUUCCUGGACUACAAGACCAAGCAGCAUUUGGAUGAGGAUAUCUAUUUUAUGUGUUCAACUGAAGUGUGUUCCCCAAAACGCAGUGUUUGUAAUGAAGGAUGCUUUGAUGGGAGAGAUAUGCCUGUUCCAGUAGAUCUUGGUGUGGGAGGGCGCUGUGCAGGAAAGCCUUGUCCUGGGAAUGUAGUCAAGCGAGCUGCUCAUGGUGAAGGAACCUUCAUUUUGGAUGAGAAUGUGCCACAUGAACAAACGGAGAAGCAAUGGACGCACUUCCAUGGUCUCCUGGGGCUGCUUGGUUUGCUGGUCCCGGUAUCUGUUGUAAUACUCUUCCUCAAGAAAUGGGUUGUCUGGAAAUUGUCAGAUCCUGGAGAAGCAGUCUAACUUGAAUAAACAUAACUUGUUUGAAA
Acipenser ruthenus (sterlet) is the source of this 2065-nucleotide messenger RNA. RefSeq names its product zona pellucida sperm-binding protein 4-like. The record is from RefSeq and is a predicted model, not a curated record. Gene Ontology annotation, biological process: prevention of polyspermy; binding of sperm to zona pellucida. Gene Ontology annotation, molecular function: acrosin binding; structural constituent of egg coat. Gene Ontology annotation, cellular component: egg coat. The transcript has 14 exons. Lineage: Eukaryota; Metazoa; Chordata; Actinopteri; Acipenseriformes; Acipenseridae. Bases 264 to 2039 code for a protein of 591 amino acids.